Molecule: messenger RNA, 3817 nt
Organism: Sciurus carolinensis (gray squirrel)
Lineage: Eukaryota; Metazoa; Chordata; Mammalia; Rodentia; Sciuridae
Gene: Antkmt
Product: adenine nucleotide translocase lysine methyltransferase
Exons: 5
Coding region: 3072-3788 (238 amino acids)
Biological process (GO): peptidyl-lysine trimethylation; positive regulation of proton-transporting ATP synthase activity, rotational mechanism; regulation of mitochondrial ATP synthesis coupled proton transport
Cellular component (GO): mitochondrion
Molecular function (GO): protein-lysine N-methyltransferase activity
Source: RefSeq, a predicted model, not a curated record
GACUUCUUGAUGCCUUCAUGUCCCCAGCUACUUCCAAGGGUUAGGGAUGACCAGUAAGAGUACUGACCACGUGGUAGACCUGCUCUCCUCUGGCCAGCACAAGCCUGCCCCUGCCUCACUUCAUUUCAUUCUCCCUCUGCCCACCCCUUCUUAGCCUGGACCCUUACCCACUGUGCCUGGCUCACUGGCUGGCUGUUGUCUCCAAUACCAGAUGCAUCUGGGGCUCAGAGCAGGAGGGAAAGGGGCCAUGAUUCCCUCAGGUGUGUGGGGGCAGGCAGGUAACUGUCCCCAGCUCCAAGCCCAUCCUGUGAAGGAAAGGGGUUGCAGUCUGGCAGGGUGCCAGUUCCCUCUGCAGCCGUUGUGAGCCAGUCAUCUUUGGCCCAGUCCCGCCCUCUGGGAAGAAUGGGCCCCUCUGUCCAGAGGCCCCUGCGACGUGCUGAGCAUCCAGACAUGGAGAGGAGCCCACAGGGUGUGGGGUCUCCACUGUGGGAUCCUGUCUGUUUCCGGCGAGUGGGGUGCACAAUAGGGUCUCUAAGGACCGCUUCCCGCCACUGGCUCCAUUGUUGCUGUCCCUGCCUUCCUCCUCAGCCUCCCAGCUGCAUAAGGGCUAGUGAGGCUCUGGACAGAGCUCAGGGUCCUGAGGCUGAAAGCCCCUGCCUGGGGGUGUGCACUGCGGCUCCCCAGCUCUGGCAGAGGAGAUUCUUCUUACCCUCAACCCUCAGCUGGGGGAAGAGCCACAACUCUAGUGCUGGGGGACCUGUGGGCUGAGUGCUUCAUCCUUAUCUGUCCUCACUGCGGAAGGGGCAGGGAUGCAGGCCAGAGGCUCUGCUCAGACUGAAUGACCUUGUCACCUUUCAGGCAAGAAACUGAGUUUAGGAGAGGGACACACCUGAGCAAGGCCCACACACCCUUGCUCCAGACUGAGUUGACCAAGGUACAAUGGGCUACACAGACUGUUCAGUGGCUGCCCUGGAACUUCCAGGGGAUGGGCUAUCUUGAGGUGCCCAUGCAUUCAACUGCCUGCUCUCUGGGGCUGAGAAGGAGGGUGGGAGAGCACCCAUGGAUGCAGGUGCCACUGGGUCUCCUCCCACUGUUUCUUCUCAUCUCCUCCACCAUGCAAGCUUGGCACUCCUCUUUUCAUCUGCAGCAUGGACCACCCUUUGGAUUCCAGACCCUUACACCCAUUCCCCAGCAUCUUCAGAAGGAGUAGAGAAAAAGUGAACCCUGGGCUCUCCCACUGCUCACCUAUUCUGGGGAGGUUCUUCCACUAGGCCAGUUUCCCACAGCCAGCAGGGAGGCCUGUUCCCAUCACCUCCCCUCUGGGCCACAUCCACUGGUGCUUAUAGACCACCUCCCAGUUCACCAGUCCAUAAAUACAUUGGGCAGCUGUACUGGUGGGCCCUCUACUCACAUAACCAGGAAGGUGCCUGAACAUCCUACCCACACAACCACACAGAGAAACCAUUGCCCUUCCAACAGUACUCUGCUCCUCAGAAGGCAGACAGGGUUGUGGCCAGAAGGGCACAGGAAACUCUGGUGCUCCAGGAGUCCCUGGGGACAACUGGCCAAGGCCAAAGAAGUGGGAGGGGAGAUAAAAAGAGAAAUGGUGUGGGCGAGAAGUGGACUGGAGCUGCAGGAACUGGCUUGGGGGCUCCUUGCAGGCCAGAGACACCUCAAGGAGUGAGAACUCACACAGGUAGGCCUUGGCUGCUGAGUGCCUAAAGGCCGAAGAACAGAGUAUGGUGUGAAUGUGAGUCAUCAGGUGCAGCUCUGGAGAGCCUUCCAGGAGCCAGACAUGGCUCAAGGCACUGGAAAUAAUGCAAGGCGCCCUGUCGAGAACAUCAUACCUACACCUGUGCACCUGGAGCUCAGUGCACAUCCUUCCUUCUCUGGGAGGGUCCAGGAGAUAGGUCACUAGGAGCUGGUAGACAGGCCUUCUCCCCAGUGCAGUGCACAGAGGCUUUGCUGCUGCCCAGGGACCACUGUCUCAACUGUCACUCUGUCUGGUUAGGCUAGGGCCAACGUGCUGGCAGGUGUGUAAGGCACUCUAACUGGGGGCCGAAGAGUUGGUCUUGGGCACACUCAUUUUUCUGGGAGCAGUUUCCAUCCUUGUUGGGUCCCCUGACCAGAACCUGAAUGGCUAAGCAGCCACGCCAGGCUGUGUGCACAGACAAGGCAAUGACAUUCAAGAACAUUAGGCCUCAAUCUGGGGUGACAAGGUGGCACAGCUGCCUGAUCCAAGCUUCUGUCCCUCCCCUUGCCGCCUCUACCCUUGGGCUUUACCAGGAGCCACUCCAUCUUUUUUUUUACUUUCUGGAGGAGGUGAUCUCCUGGGUUCCCUGGCUGCCUUCCAUCCCCAGUGGUGGGCCAGCUGCCAGAGGCCCAGCCUCUCGCAUCCGGCGCCCCUCCCACCACACUCCGAGAGCCAACAUCUGUCUCCUCGCCGAGUCUUUCCUUGUUAAGCCCCUGCUCCCUGGCCCUGUGGCUCCAGCGCAUCCUCCUUCCCGCCUAAGGGACCGUGGGAGGGAACCUGCAGGACGUCCUCCCGGGGCGGCUCUGGGUUUGGCUGGCGUCCAGGGUGCCCUGGUGAGCGAAGCCCCGCGCCGGUCUCCCAGACAGCCCUACGGGGACUUGGCUACGACCCAGGGCCCGCAGCAAGCCCCUCCGCCGCUCCACCAGCGCACCCCUGUCCGGCGGGGGUGCACGCUCCCGAGGUCGGUCCCCGUGCCAGGACAGGCCCCGACUGCCGCCCGCAUUGGGGACCAACCGAGCAACUGCGGCCGGCUAAGAGCAGUGCGCGGCCCCGCGAGCGCGGUCGACCCACCGAGCCGCCGCGACCACAGAGCGCCGCCGCCCGGAACCCGCGGCCGGGCCCCAGGCUGGGGCCGGCGGAGCCCAACGCGCGACGCACCAGCGAGCGGCCCUGCGGCACUUCCGGCGUCUAGCCCCGGCCUCUGCCCAGCCGUCGGCAUUCGCCCGAGAGGCCCUGGGGAGACCGGGAGCCGACGGGGCACGGCGCGGCCGGAGGGGGCCCUGGGGCGGGAGGUCCCUCAGCCGCGUGUCCCGCAUUCAUGGAGCACGACGACCCGGCCGAGGCGCUGACGGAGCUGCGCGAGCGGCGGCCGGGCGCGCUGGAGCUGCUGCAGGCGGCGGCGGGCUCGGGGCUGGCCGCCUACGCCGUGUGGGCGCUGCUGCUGCAGCCAGGCUUCCGCCGAGUGCCGCUGCGGCUGCAGGUACCCUACGUAGGCGCGAGUGCACGGCAGGUUGAGCAUGUGUUGUCGUUGCUGCGCGGUCGCCCAGGAAAAACGGUGGAUCUGGGCUCUGGAGACGGCAGAAUCGUGUUGGCGGCCCACAGGUGCGGUCUUUGCCCGGCUGUGGGCUACGAACUGAACCCGUGGCUUGUGGGGCUUGCGCGGCUGCAUGCUUGGAGGGCCGGCUGUGCUGGCAGCGUCUGCUACCGUCGCGAAGAUCUCUGGAAGGUGAGCCUGAGGGACUGCCACAACGUGUCCGUGUUCCUGGCCCCCAGCGUGCUCCCCUUGCUGGAAGACAAGCUGCGGGCAGAGCUGCCUGAAGGGGCCCGUGUGGUAUCUGGGCGCUUCCCUCUCCCCACCUGGCAGCCUGUGGCUGUGGUAGGUGAGGGUCUAGAUCGGGUCUGGGCCUAUGAUGUCGACGUGAAUGUCCACAGUGCCCCACCUGCUGCUGCAUCUCCUUGGGAGGUGCCCAUCAAGGGCACCCCAGGGCCUGGUUCUACCGUGGUCCCCAGGAUCCCCAGUUCUAAGGCUGGCUGACAGGACACAAUAAAGACUCGUGGAUCCCA